AUGGCCCAAUACUCAAUCCCCACCUUACUCCUAAUUAUUCUCAUCUUGUGUUUCCUUCGCGUUUCUGAUUCUGUUUCGGUUUCCGAGGCUGUAUUUCGUCCUCAUCACCAUUUUCGUUCUCAUUCUCAUUCUCAUCGAGGUGAAAACAAGAAGAUCUUUAACGUUUUGCAGUUUGGUGCCAAAUCUGGUGGCAUAGAAGAUUCCACACAGGCGUUUGAGGAUGCAUGGCAAGCAGCGUGUCGAGGGCCAAAAGCUAACGGAAAAACAAAAGUGAUUGUGCCGCAUGGGAAGAUUUUUAAGGUAAGUUCGUCUCUAUUUGCGGGGCCAUGCAAGGCGAGCUCAAUCGUUUUUGAAAUACAAGGAAAUAUAAGAGCCGACACCGAUCUCUCAAAUUACCCAUAUCAAAGAUGGUUGUCUUUCGAGUCCGUCACUAGCCUAACCCUCACCGGUAAUGGAACCAUCGAUGGUCAAGGAAAUAACAUGUGGCAAUAUAAUGACUGCAAAACAAACCCUCAUUGUAUCCAUCUCCCAUCUGCUUUAUACUUCAACAACGUGAAUAGUUCCUUAGUACGUGGGAUCCAUUUGGUUAAUGCCAUGGGAUUUCACAUGCACAUAACUAAUAGUAAUGCGAUUAGGGUUAAAGGGGUUCAAAUUACCUCCCCGGGUUCGAGCCCAAACACUGACGGCAUACACAUAAGCAAAACCCAUAGUGUUCAAAUUUCCGCAACCACCAUCAGCACCGGCGACGAUUGUAUUUCCAUCGGUCAGGGUUCAACUCAUGUUUCCAUAACUAAGGUGGUUUGUGGCCCUGGACAUGGUAUUAGUGUGGGUAGCCUAGGGAAGGUACCCCAAGAGCAAGAUGUAAGAGGUUUGAUUGUGAGUAACUGUACAUUGAUGGGAACCACGAACGGGCUCAGAAUAAAGACGUGGCCCAAGUCUGAUCCAAGCAAGGCCACCGGCAUAAUUUUCAGGGACAUUAUAAUGUUGGAUGUAAAAAAUCCCAUCAUCAUCGACCAAAGCUACGGUGAUCGUGAUGAUCGCAUUUCCAACCCAUCUAGAGUGCAAAUAAGUGACAUCGUUUACCAAAACAUUCGUGGGACGUCGGUGUCGGCUGUGGCGGUGAACCUUAUGUGUAGUAAGCUUGUUCCGUGUGACAAUGUGCGGAUGACAAACAUUCGGUUGGUGUCUGUUAGCGACAAUGUGGGGCUCAUGUCGGCUUGCACAAACGCUAGAGUGGGCUAUAUGGGGAUGCAGAUACCACCGCCUUGUCUAAUGUAG
Molecule: messenger RNA, 1278 nt
Organism: Impatiens glandulifera
Lineage: Eukaryota; Viridiplantae; Streptophyta; Magnoliopsida; Ericales; Balsaminaceae
Product: exopolygalacturonase-like
Exons: 5
Coding region: 1-1278 (425 amino acids)
Biological process (GO): carbohydrate metabolic process
Molecular function (GO): polygalacturonase activity
Source: RefSeq, a predicted model, not a curated record